Messenger RNA from Coregonus sp. 'balchen', 4313 nucleotides. The record is from the annotation of a GenBank genome assembly. NCBI's taxonomy places the organism in Eukaryota, Metazoa, Chordata, Actinopteri, Salmoniformes, Salmonidae.
AUGAGAAACACCCUCUCGACCAGCGGGGUCACGGUGAGGGAGAGGGGCCGUAACCGCAGCUGGCUACUCUCUAGUAUCAUCAUGGUCAAUGUCCUGAUCCUAGGUUGUGCUCUGGUCAGUGGCAGUGUCUUCAACAACGUCAAGAUCAACACCAUCAACCUGCAGAUCUUCCUCAUCCUCCUCGUCAUCCUCACCACUGCCUGGAUGCUGUACUACAUCAUCUACACAUCCCGGGAAGAUCACGCCGUGCUCUACAAGGAUAGCCAUGCUGGGCCUGUGUGGCUCAGGGGUAAGAGAAGACACAUGCUCUUCUGAUCUUCUGGGUCUACGGCUGCUAAAUUCCAGAAACCUUUCCAAAGUUCCCAAUUGUUUUGUUUUUUAAUCCCUAGAAAUCACUGGACAUUAAUAAUCUCUCUCUCUGUUCAAAUCACUGGACAUGGUACCCACGAGUUCAUCUGACUCUGGGGAAGUAAUUGUCCCGGACCUGCUGCUUUCAGCUCUCCCUCUCUCUCUCUCUCUCUCUCUCUCUCUCUCUCUCUCUCUCUCUCUCUCGCUCUCUCUCUCUCUCCUCUCUCUCUCUCUCUUUCUAUCUCACGCUCUCUCUCUCUCUCUCUCUCUCUCUCUCUCUCUCUCUCUCUCUCUCUCUCUCUCUCUCUCUCUCUCUCUCUCUCUCUCUCUCUUUCUCUCUCUCUCUCUCUCUCUCACGCUCUCUCGCUCUCUCUCUCUGUCUCUCUCUCUCUCUCUCUCUCUACCGCACCUGCUGUCUCGACCUCUGAAUGCUCGGCUAUGAAAAGCCGACAUUUACUCCUGAGGUACUGACCUGUUGCACCCUCUACAACCACUGUGAUUAUUAUUUGACCCUGCUGGUCAUCUAUGAACAUUUGAACAUCUUGAAGCACAAUCUGGCCUUAAUGGACAUGUACUCUUAUAAUCUCCACCCGGCACAGCCAGAAGAGGACUGGCCACCCCUCAGUGCCUGGUUCCUCUCUAGAUUUCUUCCUAGGUUCAUGCCUUUCUAGGGAGUUUUUCCUAGCCACCGUGCUUCUACAUCUGCAUUGUUUGCUGUUUUGGGUUUUAAGAUGGGUUUCUGUAUAAGCACUUUGUGACAACUGCUGAUCUAAAAAGGGCUUUAUAAAUACAUGUGAUUGAUUGAUUGAAGUAGAUAAAGGGCCUCAUUGCCAACAUCCCGGAGUAUCCCUUUAAUAAUCUCUCUUUCUGUUAAUAUCACUGGACAUUAAUAAUCUCUCUUUUGAUUGGGGAAGAGUUCUAUUCUAAUAGGAUGUCAUUUACCUAGAUACAGUUUUACAUUCACCCAUUGUCUUGAAGGAGUGUGAUUAUUGAAUAAGUGUGAGUGAUUGAAUGAGUGUGAUUAUUGAAUAAGUGUGAGUGAUUGAAUGAGUGUGAUUAUUGAAUAAGUGUGAGUGACUGAAUGAGUGUUGAAGGAGUGUGAUUAUUGAAUAAGUGUGAGUGAUUGAAUGAGUGUGAUUAUUGAAUAAGUGUGAGUGAUUGAAUGAGUGUGAUUAUUGAAUAAGUGUGAGUGAUUGAAUGAGUGUGAUUAUUGAAUAAGUGUGAGUGAUUGAAUGAGUGUGAUUAUUGAAUAAGUGUGAGUGAUUGAAUGAGUGUGAUUAUUGAAUAAGUGUGAGUGAUUGAAUGAGUUUGAUCAUUGAAUAAGUGUGAGUGAUUGAAUGAGUGUGAUUAUUGAAUAAGUGUGAGUGAUUGAAUGAGUGUGAUUAUUGAAUAAGUGUGAGUGAUUGAAUGAGUGUGAUUAUUGAAUAAAUGUGAGUGAUUGAAUGAGUGUGAUUAUUGAAUAAGUGUGAGUGAUUAUUGAAUAAGUGUGAUUAUUGAAUAAGUGUGAGUGAUUGAAUGAGUGUGAUUAUUUCUAAUUUGAUUUCAUUGUACUAUUUUCUCUAGGUGGUCUGGUGCUGUUUGGCAUAUGCAGUCUGAUUAUGAAUGUGUUUAAGAUUGGUAACUACGUAGGCUACCUGCACUGUGACUCCGCUGUGAAGAUAGUGUUCCCUGUCGUGCAAUCUGUAUUCAUACUUGUCCAGGUAAGAACACAAGUUCUGCCAUCUCAAAUGGAGCUACCAUUAGGGGAUAUGAUAUUAGGGAAACCCCUGAGGGAUUUGGCUGGUGGGAAAAAUGCAAGUCUAAGUAAACAUUGUAUCUUUUUCAGACAUACUUCCUCUGGCUCCACGCUAAAGACUGUGUACAACUACAACGGAACAUAACUCGGUGAGCGGAACUAACUGCUACUGUAUAACUGAAUUUAUUAUCAUUUAUUUAUGUUGUAAAUUGUAUAUUGAUGGUUGGACGUUUUAACAUUCCCCUUGGGAAACAUAAAGUAUAGUAUAUUAUAUUAUAUUCUGUUCUAUUCUUAGAGAAUUAAACAGGAUAUAAAAAUAGAAAGUAUUCUGUUCUGUUCUGAACUCCUGUGUUCCCUCCUGAAGCUGCGGGCUGAUGUUGACUCUGUCUACCAACCUGGUGUUGUGGAUGGCAGCAGUCACAGAUGAGUCCAUACACCAGACUGUUGUUCCACCAGAGGACAGCAACAGCACACGUUCCUAUGACAUCAGAGGUAGAGAAUAUUGUGUUGUUGAAUCUUCUCUCUACUAAAUCUAAGUAAAAUACUAAAGGGUUGGGGUCAAUUCAAUUUCAAUUCAGAAUGUAAACUGAAAUGGGAAUUCCUUGUGUAAAUAAUAAAAUAAAAUAAAUAUAUUUACUGAAUUGAAAUAGAAUUGUCCCCAACCAUGAAAUACAAAAGAAACAAACCAACAUAACAAAACAUCACCUCACAGAGUCAAACAAUGAAGCAAAUCUUUUCUCCCUCUUAUUUCAGCCCCUGGCGGAUACAGCAGCUGUAAGUGCAGUCACUCUGCCUGUGCCAUCUUAGAGAAGGCCUACUACUACCUGUACCCCUUCAACAUUGAGUACAGCCUGUUUGCCUCGGCCAUGGCCUACGUCAUGUGGAAGAACGUGGGCCACUUGGUGGACGAGCAUAACCACCACUCGCUCCAUUUCCGCCUGAAGGACGUGCUGGUGGGGCCUGUGGUUGGGCUGGUCAUGCUGGUGGCGGGCCUGGGAACCUUCGUCAUCUAUGAGGUGGACAUGGAGAAGGGGGACCCGGGGAAACGUGACACGGCACUGAUGAUACACUACGUGAUGAACACGGUGGCUGUGACGCUCAUGUCCGUCUCGACCGUGGCCGGUUGUGCCAUCUACCGGCUGGACCAGAGGGACCACGUGUCGGGGAAGAACCCCACUCGGAGCCUGGAUGUAGGCUUGCUGAUAGGCGCCUCCAUUGGACAGUUCACCAUCUGUUAUUUCACCAUCGUGGCUGUGGUGGCGACAGGGGCCAAGGGCCACCUCAACGUUCUCAACCUGGCUGUCUCCCUGCUCACUGUGAUCCAGCUCUGCCUGCAGAACAUCUUCAUCAUCGAGGGCCUGCAUCGCAAGCCUUUCCACGAAGACGUGCAUCAGGCAUCCGUAUUCACAAACCCAUACGUCCUCCAAGCCCAAGCCCAAAGAGACAUACACAACCUCCCAGGGAUGUUCAUGGAGACCAAGUUGUCCCCGGCCCUCACAGUUUGCAGUAUGCAUGUUGCUCCUUCUGCUCCUUGUGGCUCCCCCCUGCCUCAACGCCAUAGGCUGACCUGGAAGAGGAGGACCCUGAAGGAGAUCUGUUCAUUUCUGCUGCUCUGCAACAUCCUUGUGAGUAGCCUACUGAGUACCCACAACUGUCCUUUUAAAGGGCUUGUUAACCUAGGGUGUUGUCCUUUCAUCCAAAACAGUUUUUAUUAAGUACCCUAGGUACGUUGAAAAUAAACUGAAACUACUGAACCAUCCCUUUAAAUGAACUUUUCUCCUGUUUGCAUAACUUGCCCAUGAGCCAAAAGGGCUCCCUGCGAUUUGUGCAGUACAAUACAUCAUAUUAGAGUAUGAUCGUAAUUAGUAUGUUUAGGUUGAAAGAUUGUACUGAACAUCUUUGCUCUGUUUCCAAUGACAGCUCUGGAUCAUGCCGGCGUUUGGCGCCCGCCCUCAGUUUGACAACACGAUCGGAGCAGAGUUCUAUGAGUUCACCAUGUGGGCAGCUGUUGUGAAUAUCGCACUCCCCUUCGGAAUCUUUUACCGUAUGCACUCGGUCGCCAGCCUCUUUGAGGUCUUCCUGACCUCAUAAGUAGGGAAAUUACGGAAACCAUUCUGAACAUGUUUAAAGAUUGUUUUUUGUAUAAUCUUUUUUAUUAAUAAUUAUUAUAAACAAAUGAUAAAUUCCCACACCAAAUACAAACUUAUACAAAUGAACAACAAGUUACAGA